Molecule: messenger RNA, 869 nt
Organism: Erythranthe guttata (spotted monkey flower)
Lineage: Eukaryota; Viridiplantae; Streptophyta; Magnoliopsida; Lamiales; Phrymaceae
Product: ER membrane protein complex subunit 7 homolog
Cellular component (GO): EMC complex
Molecular function (GO): carbohydrate binding
Source: RefSeq, a predicted model, not a curated record
UGUCGUUAUUCUCUGUUUCUCACCUCACUUCUCCCUCUCUCUCUCUCUCUCGAUUCCAUGGCAUCCCGUUACUUGAUGAUCUUUCUCUCGCUGAUCUUACUUCUUCUACCUUCCGCACUCGGGAUCUCUGAUGGGAAUGUCGAGGGAUAUAGUAUAAAUGGUAAAGUUAGAUUUCCAGGGUUCAGUGCAGCUGGAUUAGGGCUCCCAGCAAAAAUUUCAAAUGUCAAAGUUAUACUUAAUGGUGGUCAACAAGUCACCUUUCUGAGGCCGGAUGGAUAUUUUUCAUUCCAUAACGUGCCAGCAGGAACUCAUCUUAUUGAAGUGGCUUCUAUUGGCUAUUUCUUCUCUCCAGUGAGAAUCGAUGUCAGUGCCAGGAAUCCUGGUAAGGUCCAAGCAGCUUUGACAGAGAACAGGAGAGUAUUGAGUGAGCUUGUCUUGGAGCCUUUUAGAGACGAACAAUAUUAUGAGAGGAGAGAACCAUUCAAUGUAAUGUCCAUACUUAAAAGCCCGAUGGGUCUGAUGAUGGGAUUUAUGGUGAUUGUCAUGUUUUUGAUGCCUAAAUUAGUUGAUGCUGAAGAGUUGAAAAAAGCACAAGAAGAAAUGGGAAGCCAAGGUGUUCCGUCGCUUGCAAACUUUCUAGGCGGAGCUGCACAGCGUGCAAAUUAGACAUUCAAGAAGAAUAUCGGAAGAAGUAGACAUGACAUGAUAGGAUUUUCUGUUUCUUAUCAAUAAUUCUUAGCUAUUUGUUCGCAUUUUUUUCCUUACACUUGUAUGAAUGAAUUCAAAUAUUCUGAAGUUGUAUCCUCACAGACUUGAUUGUUUAAUUUUAUUUGAAGAAAGUUUGAUAAGGACAAUUAGUGAAUUUCGAA